AUGAACAUCACAUCAGUCUUCGAGAAUGAAAGACAAUGUAUCCACAGGGUGAGGAAAACUAUACUUGUGCAGAUUGCUUUAAGGGAAAGCAUUUCUAGUUUCAGAGUAAAGAAGGUGGCGCCAACUGGAAGCUCCACCACUCUCGCCUGCGGGCGGCCGGGGGUGGAGCUGGUACUUGGUUUCCCGCGGCUGCCAGCCGCGCCCCUCCGCUCCACUGUGCCGCGAGCAGCCACCAGGGGUGCUGCGCUUCCGCGCAGGAGGUCACAAACGGGGUGCCAUGGGUCUGAGCUGAGCAGGGCUCCAGGGCUUCUCCACCUCUGGGGCCAGGAUGCCUCUGCCUGCGGGAGCAUCUGGGCUAGCCACACUUUUCCCCAGGGGCACGCGAUCAGGGUACCCAGCAUCUCUGGACCCCAAGCUCCCCAAGGUCCUUUUCCUUCCCAUGACCACCAAAGCCCGGCACGCCCACUACCACGACCACUAUUUGGGAAUCUAGCUUCCGGAGUUGGCCGCGUUCUUUCCACCCUCGCGGGCGCCAGCGACAUACCUAACCGCACCUCACACCGGGUGCAGGUAGCGCGGCCCCGAACUCGAUACAAAGAGGCCCGCGCCUCCCAGGCCUCGGCCGCUGCCACGCCCGCGCGUGCUCGUGCCCACAUCUCCGGGUCCUCCACGGUGGCUGGACGCGGGGAACCCCUCACUCGGCACGCUCAUUCCCCUUCCCUAGUAUCUGUCAACGCACACAGCGAUCUCCAAAACCCCGCGAUCGGGGCCCUUCCAUCUUCUCCCUCCAGUCCCUCGGCCGCUGCUCGGGCGUCCGGGACCAGCCAGAUCCACUCGCGUUCUCAUCGGUCCCGGCCCCUCCUUUCUUCGGGUCCUCCUCCUCCUCCUCGCCCCUCCCGAGCCGGGGUGGGAGCGGCGGCAGCUGGAAGGGAAGGGAUGAGGUCAUCCUCUCCCUCGGAGUCAGCUGGUGGAGGCGAGGAAGCGGGAGGAGGGAGCGCGCGCGAGGGGAGGAGAGGAAUGUGCAGGUCCGAGGAGCGCCGCGGCGGCCGCUGCUGCUCCUGCUGUUGGCGGCGGCUGCGGCUCGGGCGGCAGCCGCGAGGCCAGGACGGCUGCGAGGAGCGGCGCCUGGGCAGGGAGCAGCGGCGCUACUCGCUGUGGGACUGCCUCUGGAUCCUGGCCGCCGUGGCGGUGUACUUCGCGGACGUGGGCACGGACAUCUGGCUCGCCGUGGACUACUACCUACGCGGUCAGCGCUGGUGGUUCGGACUCACGCUCUUCUUCGUGGUGCUCGGCUCGCUGUCGGUGCAAGUGUUCAGCUUCCGCUGGUUUGUGCACGAUUUCAGCACCGAGGACAGCGCCACGUCUGCCGCCUCCGGCUGCGCUCAGCCAGGAGCGGAUUGCAAGACCGUGGUCAGCGGAGGGUCUGCAGCCGGGGAAGGCGAGGCUCGUCCUUCCACGCCGCAAAGGCAAGCAUCCAACGCCAGCAAGAGCAACAUCGCCGCUGCCAAUAGCGGUAGUAACAGCAGCGGGGCCACCCGGGCGGGCGGCAAACACAGGUCUGCUUCCUGCGCCUUCUGCAUCUGGCUCCUGCAGUCACUCAUCCACAUCUUGCAGCUCGGGCAAAUCUGGAGGUAUUUCCACACAAUAUACUUAGGUAUUCGGAGCCGACAGAGUGGGGAGAAUGACAGAUGGAGGUUUUACUGGAAAAUGGUGUAUGAGUAUGCCGAUGUGAGUAUGCUGCAUUUGCUAGCCACCUUUCUGGAAAGUGCUCCACAGCUGGUCCUGCAGCUCUGCAUUAUCGUACAGACCCAUAGCUUACAGGCCCUCCAAGGUUUCACAGCCGCAGCCUCUCUUGUGUCCUUGGCUUGGGCCCUGGCCUCCUACCAGAAAGCCCUGCGAGACUCUCGAGAUGACAAGAAACCCAUCAGCUACAUGGCCGUCAUUAUCCAGUUCUGCUGGCACUUCUUUACAAUUGCCGCCAGGGUCAUCACAUUCGCGCUUUUUGCGUCAGUUUUCCAGCUGUACUUUGGGAUCUUCAUCGUCCUCCACUGGUGCAUCAUGACUUUCUGGAUCGUCCACUGUGAGACAGAAUUCUGUAUCACCAAAUGGGAAGAGAUUGUUUUUGACAUGGUGGUAGGAAUCAUCUAUAUCUUCAGUUGGUUCAACGUCAAGGAAGGCAGGACACGCUGCAGGCUGUUCAUUUACUAUUUUGUGAUCCUUUUGGAAAACACAGCCUUGAGCGCGCUUUGGUACCUCUACAAGGCUCCCCAGAUUGCAGACGCAUUUGCCAUCCCAGCGCUGUGCGUGGUGUUCAGCAGCUUUUUAACCGGCGUGGUUUUUAUGCUGAUGUACUAUGCCUUCUUCCACCCCAACGGGCCCAGAUUCGGGCAGUCGCCGAGUUGUGCUUGUGAGGACCCCGUCGCUGCCUUCUCCCUGCCUCCAGAGGUGGCCACAAGCACCCUCCGAUCCAUCUCCAACAACCGCAGUGUGGUCAGUGACCGCGAUCAGAAAUUCUCAGAGCGGGAUGGGUGUGUACCGGUCUUUCAGGUGAGGCCCACGGCUCCAUCCACCCCAUCAUCUCGCCCACCACGGAUUGAAGAAUCGGUCAUUAAAAUUGACUUGUUCAGGAAUCGGUACCCAGCGUGGGAGAGACACGUGUUGGACCGAAGCCUGCGAAAGGCCAUUUUAGCCUUUGAAUGCUCCCCGUCUCCCCCAAGGCUACAGUAUAAAGAUGACGCCCUCAUUCAGGAGCGGUUGGAAUAUGAAACUACUUUAUAA
Molecule: messenger RNA, 2778 nt
Organism: Dipodomys ordii (Ord's kangaroo rat)
Lineage: Eukaryota; Metazoa; Chordata; Mammalia; Rodentia; Heteromyidae
Gene: Xkr4
Product: XK, Kell blood group complex subunit-related family, member 4
Exons: 6
Coding region: 1-2778 (925 amino acids)
Biological process (GO): phosphatidylserine exposure on apoptotic cell surface; apoptotic process involved in development; engulfment of apoptotic cell
Cellular component (GO): plasma membrane
Source: RefSeq, a predicted model, not a curated record